Messenger RNA from Helianthus annuus (common sunflower), 5335 nucleotides. Its product is annotated as formin-like protein 20. The transcript has 16 exons. The record is from RefSeq and is a predicted model, not a curated record. Bases 538 to 4845 code for a protein of 1435 amino acids. NCBI's taxonomy places the organism in Eukaryota, Viridiplantae, Streptophyta, Magnoliopsida, Asterales, Asteraceae.
ACAAUACAUCACAUUUUUGUUGACAAAAAUAUACUCCAACUUUCAUCUUUAUUUCUGUGUUCUUCAAACUUCAAACCCUUAAAUCUCUCCUUUCAUCAUCCUCUUCCUCUAUAUUCUUUCUAGAUUCCACAUACAUACUCUCAGAUUCAACGCAUCUCACUCAAUUCAUCCAAUUCCUCUUUUAAUCUAUCUCCAUUUGAUCUCAAAUUCAAUCACACAGUUCGAUCGCCAUUUUCUCACCUCUAACUUGUUACAAACCCUAGCUUAUCAUUUACUCCGUACAGUUUGUGUAUAUCCAGCUGAGAUUAUGAAAUUUGAAGUUUGAACUGAUAUAAUUGGGGAUCGAGUUCGUAAAUUGAAGUUUGGAUUCGAAUUCAACAGUUAUUGGUAGGUGUUGUUAGAAACUGAAAUUGAAGAAUUGAAGAAGAGCGAGAUCGAUCUGGAAUUUAUAUAUAUAGUCAACAUAUUUGUUUGACGAGAUUGGAGACACAGGGAUCACAGUUUUGGAUCCGGUUUGGAGUGUAACAGCGCCAUUAGAUGGCGCUGUUCAAACGCUUCUUUUACCGGAAGCCGCCGGAUCGCCUUCUCGAGAUCUCCGAGAGGGUUUACGUUUUUGAUUGCUGCUUCUCAACUGACGUACUUGAAGAAGAUGAGUACAAGGUUUACAUGGGUGGCAUUGUGGCUGAACUCCAAGACUAUUAUCCCGAUUCAUCUUUCAUGGUUUUUAACUUUAGAGAAGGUGACAAAAGGACCCAAAUUUCGGACAUAUUAUCUCAAUACGACAUGACAGUAAUGGAAUACCCUAGACAAUAUGAAGGAUGCCCAAUGUUACCAUUAGAAAUGAUUCAUCACUUUUUGAGAUCUAGCGAAAGCUGGCUGUCAUUAGCAGGUCAACAAAACGUGCUUUUAAUGCAUUGUGAAAGGGGCGGGUGGCCCGUCCUUGCGUUUAUGCUUGCGGCCCUUCUUUUAUUUAGAAAACAAUACAAUGGCGAACAAAAGACUCUUGAAAUGGUGUAUAAGCAAGCUCCUAAAGAGCUACUUCAGCUUUUAACACCUUUAAAUCCACAACCUUCUCAAUUGAGGUAUCUUCAGUACAUUUCCAGAAGAAAUUUAGGUUCUGAUUGGCCGCCCUCAGACACACCGUUAGCUUUGGAUCGUAUCGUACUUAAUUUCCUUCCUUCAUUUGGUGAAAAGGGUUGUCGACCUGUAAUUCGAAUCUAUGGUCAAGAUUCAUCUUCAACAACAGCCAAUAGGGGCUCCAAACUUUUAUUUACAUCCUCCAAAAACAAAAAACAAGCCCGCUACUAUCAACCGGAAGAGUGUGAAGUGGUGAACAUCGAUAUUCAUCACCGUGUUCAAGGGGAUGUGGUUCUUGAAUGCAUACAUUUGGAUCAUGUUAGGGAGGAAAUGAUAUUUAGAGUAAUGUUUCACACGACAUUUGUACGAAGCCGUAUACUGACUUUUAGUCGUGAUGACGUUGAUGUUAUAUGGGAUGCACGGGACCAGAUACCAAAGAACUUUAAAGCGGAGGUACGUUUUUCAGAUGCUGAUGCUUUAACAACAUCUAUGAUCACCACAGAAGAAGAAUUUGAAGAUGAGAAUGGGACAGAAAGUCCUACGCAUGAAGAGUUUUUUGAAGUAGAAGAGAUUUUUAGCAAUGCGGUUGAAGUGCAAGAUGGUCUUUUACCUAAAGAAGUUAAACUUGGUGUUGAAAAUGGUGAUAUCAUCUUAAAGGAAGAACCAGAACCAGAACCAGAACCAGAAGUUGAUGCAUUUGAAGACUAUGAAUCAGAUGAUGGGAACAAAAAACCAGAAACUAAGGUUUUUCAGAAUGAUGUUAAUGGUGGUUUGAAGCUCACGGUGGCGGUUGCUAAUGAAGAUACUCAGCCAGACGGGAUUGGGAAGGAAGUUAAGGUGGUGGAGGUAAAAAGUAAAGAGAAAGAAGAGGGUACAGGGAAGAAAUUGAGUAAAAAAAAUUCAAAAGUUGGUUUGGAUGGAAAGCAAAAAGGUAAGCCGGAAGCUGGGGCGACUACGAGAGUUGCGAAACCAAAUGUGGUGUCACGGUGGAUCCCACCUAAUAAAGGGCCGUAUACGAAUUCGGUGCAUGUGUCGUAUCCGCCUACAAGAUAUAAUAGUGCACCUCCAGUGUUAGAUGGACUACCAAAGGAUGAGAAGAAGUCGGUUGAAGGUACUGCUAAUAAAACAGAGAGUAAAACUAGGAAACAAACAGGUCAAGUGGUUGACUCUUCAGCUCUGACUUUGCCUCCCUCUACUGUUAAGUCAGCGGGUUCUUUUGUUAGUAAUUUGGAAGAAAAGUCACCAAAGGUUACCUCACCACUUCCUCCACUACCACCACCUUCUCCUUCAACUGAUAGGGAUAAUUUUGCACAAGCUACAACCAAGGCCCCUCCACCGCCACCACCAUCGCCCCCACCCCCUCCCCCUCCUCCACCACCACCCCCUCCUGCAUCAUCCAGUAUCUACAACAUUAAUGCAGCUGCUAUUCCACCUCCACCUCCGCCUCCGCCUCCACGAUAUGGUUUCACAUCUCCCCCGCCCCCACCUCCACCCCCGCCUCCAAUGUAUGGAUCCCCAUAUCCUCCACCCCCACCACCGCCCCCACCUCCACCCCCAGUGUAUGGAUCCUCAUCUCCUCCACCACCACCACCACCCCCACCUCUGAUGUAUGGAUCCCCAUCUCCUCCGCCCCCACCCCCACCCCCACCCCCACCUCAGAGGUAUGGUGCCCCUUCUCCUCCACCGCCACCGCCACCCCCGCCUCCAAUGUAUGGAGCCUCAUCAACAUCCUUAGGUUCUACACCUUCAAUGUAUCAUGCUCCAUCUCCACCACCACCACCUCCACCGCCACCACCAACAUAUGGAUCCCCAUCACUGCCUCCACCACCACCACCACCACCACCUCUUCCUCCUUCACGAAGUGCCCCUCCUCCUCCUCCCCCUCCUCCUUUGCAAAGUUUUCGACCUCCACCUCCCGCUCCACCUCCGCCUCCAAUGUAUGGGGGAGCACCUUCACCUCCCCCAAUCCGUGGAGCACCUCCUCCUCCACCACCACCACCACCUGGAGGCCGCGCACCCGGACCUCCUCCACCACCACCUCCACCCGGAGGCCGUGCACCCGGACCUCCUCCUCCACCACCACCUCCACCCGGAGGCCGUGCACCCGGACCUCCUCCACCACCACCACCUCCACCCGGAGGCCGUGCACCCGGACCUCCUCCACCACCACCUCCACCCGGAGGCCGCGCACCCGGACCUCCGCCUCCGCCACCUCCACCAGGUGGUCGUGCACCCGGGCCUCCUCCACCACCGCCUCCACCAGGUGGCCGUGCACCCGGGCCGCCGCCUCCACCACCUCCACCAGGUGGCCGUGCACCCGGGCCGCCACCACCACCUCCACCAGGUGGUCGUGCACCCGGACCUCCUCCACCACCGCCACCAGGUGGCCGUGGUGGACCACCUCCUCCCCCUGGACCACCAAGGCCUCCAGGUGCUGGCCCUCCACCACCUCCGUUGGGACCUCGUGCACCUGGACCACCAAGCAAUGGCCCCAUUCCACCUAGAGGCCGAGGACUUGCACGUCCUACUGGACCAGCUGCAGCACCACGAAGAUCUAAUUUAAAGCCUCUGCACUGGAGCAAAGUUACCCGUGUAUUGCAAGGAAGCUUGUGGGAAGAAUUACAAAGACUUGGAGAGCCUCAAAUUGCACCAGAUUUUGAUGUGUCAGAACUUGAGACGCUAUUCUCUGCUACAGUCCCAAAGAAAGAUACUACUAAAGGAGGAGGGCGGCGCAAGUCUACUGGUUCAAAAACUGAAAAAGUUCACUUGGUUGAUUUGAGGAGGGCUAAUAACACGGAAAUCAUGCUUACAAAGGUCAAGAUGCCACUUCCUGACAUGAUGGCUGCUGCUUUAGCUAUGGAUGAAUCAAUUUUAGAUGCUGAUCAAGUAGAGAAUCUUAUUAAGUUUUGUCCUACUAAAGAAGAGAUGGAACUUCUCAAGAAUUAUACAGGUGACAAGGAGAUGCUGGGCAAGUGUGAACAGUUCUUUUUGGAGCUCAUGAAGGUGCCACGUGUGGAGUCAAAGUUACGCGUGUUUCUGUUCAAAAUUCAAUUUAAUACCCAGCUUUCAGAGUUUAAGAAGAGUUUGAACACUGUAAACUCUGCAUGUGAUGAGGUCCGAACUUCUGUUAAAUUGAAGGAAAUCAUGAAAAGAAUUUUGUAUUUGGGAAAUACAUUAAAUCAAGGAACUGCUAGAGGUUCUGCAGUUGGUUUCAAGUUGGACAGCCUAUUGAAACUCACUGAUACACGAGCUUCUAACAGCAAGAUGACUUUAAUGCAUUAUCUCUGCAAGGUUCUUGCCUCUAAGUCACCAGACCUUUUGGAUUUUCAUGUGGAUCUUGUUAGUCUUGAGUCUGCAACGAAGAUACAAUUGAAGUCUUUAGCAGAAGAAAUGCAAGCCAUUUUGAAGGGACUCGAAAAGGUUAAGCAAGAACUCGGUGCGUCUGCAAAUGAUGGCCCUGUGUCUGAAGUUUUCCAUAAGACGUUAAAUGAGUUCAUCGGCUUUGCUGAGUCAGAAGUGAUGUCUGUAAACAAUCUGUAUAAUGUGGCGGGUAGAAAUGCUGAUGCAUUAGCUCUAUAUUUCGGUGAAGAUCCUGCUCGUUGCCCUUUUGAACAAGUUACUCAGACCCUUUUAAACUUUGUGAGGCUUUUUCGGAAAGCUCAUGAAGAAAACUGUAAACAGGCUGAAUUAGAUAAAAAGAAAGCUCAAAAAGAGGCUGAAAUGGAGAAAGCAAAGGGUGUUAAUUUAACAAAGAAAGGCGAAAAAUAAGCUGAACGGGAUUUAUUUAUACUUCAUACGAUCCGGUCGGGUCGGAUCAGGUCAGAUCAACGCAUGCCCAAUGCUAGCCACAGCCACAAGUGAAGUGAACCAUGUGGCUGCAUGCACAAAACCUGUGUUGUAAAUACAACACUGGGCACGCUGCAGAUGUUCUCAGGGAAAUAUGAAACUGAUGUGACCGUAAAUCCAAUUUUCAGUUGACCACACUGAUGGCGGUUUGACCUUUGAAAUAACUAGGGUCCAGCCAUAAGAAGUGUGAACCGGUAACAAUGUAGAGUACAGUGUACAUAUAUUUCUAACCGCAUAUACAUAUACUAACAUUGAUAUUUGAUUUAGAAUAGAACUGACCAUGAAAUUUGUUGUAUAUAAGAUUAGGUUGACUAUAGAUAGGCUAAUUGUUGUAAACAAUUGUGAGAGAAGGGGCAAAUUAGACUCAUUUUGUUGAUUAUCAAAUGGAAAUAUUUUUAAAGUAGUUUGUGUU